This is a messenger RNA of Bacidia gigantensis, 510 nucleotides long. RefSeq lists its product as uncharacterized. Bases 1 to 510 code for a protein of 169 amino acids. Lineage: Eukaryota; Fungi; Ascomycota; Lecanoromycetes; Lecanorales; Ramalinaceae. The record is from RefSeq and is a predicted model, not a curated record. The transcript is spliced from 2 exons.
AUGGGCGAUAUGACGUACGAGCGGAGCGUGAAACUCGCAUCGUUAUCGGACGAUGCACUGGACGACUGGGACUCUAAUGUUCAAUUGAUCAAGCUUUUCGUAGAAGACUACAAGACCACUGUCAAUCAAAAGAACAUUUUCGGGGCAUCAUUGAUACAAUUCAUCGUAUUACGUCGUGACGAGAGAGUUGCUUUGAGGUGGGCGAUACGUCAAUUGGACUCUAUUACAAUCGCUCUGCUCUUGAUAAAACCCGAGAUGCACAACAGCCCUGUCAACGAACUACGGGAGACGGCAGCCGUUAUUGCAUUGAGACACAAGGGCAAAGAACACUUUAUGCAAGAAAGUCUUCGGGAGAGUAAAGUUGAUAACGAGACAUGGCUUAAGCGGAUGUGCAAUGAUCAUAGAUGGCUAUCUGAGCCAUGGAACAAUAAGAUCAGAAAUUUGGCUGUGAGGCGGCUAAAAAUGGCAGGACAGGUGUCAAAUUUGAGCAAAGAAUCUUCAAGACUUUAA